Molecule: messenger RNA, 219 nt
Organism: Triticum turgidum subsp. durum (durum wheat)
Lineage: Eukaryota; Viridiplantae; Streptophyta; Magnoliopsida; Poales; Poaceae
Source: the annotation of a GenBank genome assembly
AUGGCCAGCUUCGCCUCCCAGCUCCUGGACGUGUUCUACGACCUCGUCCAGCGCGUCACCGGCUACACCGUCCGCCCCGACGACGACAAGGAUGCACAGAAGCCCAGCAAGUUGGCAUUUGUGGAGAAAUUCCAGGCCGAGGAAGUAGUUGAGAUCAGGUCCAGGAAUCUCCCGGUGUCGGGGGGCUCAGGCGCCCAGGUCAACCUGGACGGUAUGUAG